Molecule: messenger RNA, 2188 nt
Organism: Lolium perenne
Lineage: Eukaryota; Viridiplantae; Streptophyta; Magnoliopsida; Poales; Poaceae
Molecular function (GO): protein binding
Source: RefSeq, a predicted model, not a curated record
AUGGAUUUUUGUAAGAACUUGUGGGUGCUUGACAUGAACAACACGAACUGGGAAUUGGAUUUAACACCAGAGAUUAUAGAGCAGAUGGCCGCAAACAUUAGGGAGGUACAUAUAAAGAAGGGAAGGUUUUGGCAUAUCAAUUUUGCAUGGAGACAACUACAAAACCUUCACAAGCUUCGAUUAAUUGAGCCUACAUGUCCUUGGGAGACUGGGGAAAAGGAUGAAUUCACAAAUAUGGUGAAGUUGGAGUUCCUCGACCUGUCUGGGAAUAGUAUAAUGCAAGUCAUGCCGAGUUUAUCAGGAGCAACAAUCCUUAAGACUCUCGUUCUAGAUGGUUGUGUUGGGUUGGUUCAUGUUGGCCCCGAAGGACUACCUCCAUUACUUGAAACAUUCAGCUUAGAUGCGGGACCAAUAGUUGAUCAAAGUAAGGGAGCUAAAAUCUCUCGUAUCUGUUUGGCUAGUUGUGCAAGAUUGGUGGAGUUCAGGUUGUGUGGAGCCCUUCUAAAUCUUGAGGAGAUAGAUCUAUCUGGCACAAUGGUCAAAACACUUGUGCUCAAAGAUGAUGUGGUCCUGGCCCCAAGUCUCCAAAAAAUCAUUCUAUUGGGAUGUUUGCAGCUCCAUGCCAUUCUAUGGCCAAAAAAUGGUUUGUCAAAACUCAAUGUGUUACAAAUUCAGUCUUUGGUGUGCUAUGUCCGAAUAGAGCUUCAACAAACAUACGCUACUGUAAUGGACAAAAGGUUUCUUCAAUCCUUGGUAUUAGAACAUAUCAAUGAGUUUGUUUGGAAGAGUAAUAGGUUCCAUUUAACCCUAUGUGUCUCUAAUACCGCUAGAGUUGAAGAAGAAAGUUAUAAGAAGGAGAAGACUGGCCCUGGCAGCAGCAGGCAAAUAUGUCCGCCUCGACCCAUAUCAUUAAUCCCCAGUACAUAUAGCACCUACAUUGAAGUUGAUAUUGAUAACAUAGCUAUUUAUCAUCACCUCAACAAAAGUGCACCUCAGUUUCAGCCAUUGGGCUACCAUGUGCAGAUUGGUGAGGGAAUUAGCAGCACUAGAUUGGAGACCCUGCAAGGAAUGAAGACUAUCAUCUUUGUGAUGAGAAUGGCAGAGUCGAUGCAUGUUCACGACAAUUCUUUCAUCACCACCACCGUCCCUGAAGACAUACUCACCAUGGAAGAGACGGAGCUUUAUUGGAGAUAUUUGAAACAGUGUCAUGUUGCGAGAUGCCCGAAGAUGCAGACAGUCUUCAUCACUAACUAUAGUAAUUAUUGCUUUGAUAAAAUUGAGACCUUUCGGGCUGAUGAUCUACUGAUGGUACAAUGCAUUUGGACCAAUGGAAAGAUAAGUAGUGCUAGAGACACUCUUUCAUUCACGAAAUUGAAGAGUAUACAUCUAUACUCCUGCCCGAGGCUCAGAUUUGCUCUUCCAUUAUCGUGGAAUGCUCCAGGUUCAUAUUUUCCCAACUUAGAGACCCUCCACAUCGUCAAUUGUGGUGAUAUGAAGGGUGUUUUCCCUGUGGAGCCCAUGUUUCUUACAAAAAUAGCAACCGACCAGAGAAAAGGAGUAUUGGAAUUCCCAAAGUUGAGGCACAUCUACAUGCAUGAGCUGUAUAUGCUCCAACAUAUAUGUGAAGCCAAUAUUUUUGCUCCUAAACUUGAAACCGUCAGGCUCAGGGGCUGUUGGGGUCUCAGGCGCCUCCCAUCUGUCGCCCAAGAUAGCCGGCCCGUCGUGGACUGCGAGAAGAAUUGGUGGGAGAAGCUGGAGUGGGACGGACUGGAGGCCGGCCACGACCCUUCCCUCUUCAAGCCGCACCACUCUUCACACUACAAGAAGCCCCUACCUAGAGUCUCGGUGCUCAGGUGAACCGGCGCCACUAUCCAGGUUUGGUGCUGCGAAGAAAGAUCGAUAACGGCCGCGACGUAUGUCCUAUACGAUGUGGUUCAAGUUAUUAGUGUUUGCUUGCCAAGAUUUCUGGUCGUGCGUUUUAUGAAGAAUAAAUUGGUGCUAUCUAGCUCUUUCCUGUGAGAGUGAGGCGACGUAUCGUCUGAGUGUGGUUCGUGGUUAUGGUUGUGCUUGCAUUAAGAAGGGCUUGUGUGCCCUUGUAACGUGCCUACGCCUUAAUUUAUGUGUUGAGGAUACUGCUUGCCAUAUACUAUGUAUGUAAGAAAAUCAUUUAACUUGUGUGCGAUUUGAU